Ictalurus furcatus (blue catfish) is the source of this 2151-nucleotide messenger RNA. It is a transcript of the gene rbpjb, whose product is annotated as recombination signal binding protein for immunoglobulin kappa J region b. The transcript is spliced from 11 exons. Gene Ontology annotation, molecular function: DNA-binding transcription activator activity, RNA polymerase II-specific; RNA polymerase II cis-regulatory region sequence-specific DNA binding. Gene Ontology annotation, cellular component: MAML1-RBP-Jkappa- ICN1 complex; nucleus. The record is from RefSeq and is a predicted model, not a curated record. NCBI's taxonomy places the organism in Eukaryota, Metazoa, Chordata, Actinopteri, Siluriformes, Ictaluridae. Gene Ontology annotation, biological process: Notch signaling pathway; regulation of transcription by RNA polymerase II. The coding region runs from base 125 to 1555 and encodes 476 amino acids.
CGCCCCCUUUCUCUCAGUCUCCAUCGUCCCUUCAUCUCCAGUCCGCUUGUGUUGUCUCGGCGGCUGGUCGGUGUGGGAGAGCGGAUCUCGCGAGUGUUGGAGUUUUGGUGAGAGUUUGUGGAAGAUGGCGCCUGUUGUGACAGGGAAGUUCGGGGAGCGCCCUCAACCACAGCGCCUGACGAGAGAAGCGAUGAGAAACUAUCUGAAAGAGCGAGGAGACCAAACCGUUCUGAUCCUCCAUGCUAAAGUUGCACAGAAAUCCUACGGCAAUGAAAAAAGGUUCUUUUGCCCUCCUCCAUGUGUGUAUCUGAUGGGCUGCGGCUGGAAAAAAAAGAGGGAACAGAUGGAAAGAGACGGCUGCUCGGAGCAGGAGUCUCAGCCAUGCGCCUUCAUCGGCAUCGGGAACAGUGACCAAGAGAUGCAGCAACUCAACCUGGAGGGGAAGAAUUACUGCACAGCCAAAACGUUGUACAUCUCCGACUCAGACAAGCGCAAGCACUUCAUGUUGUCGGUGCGCAUGCUGUACGGCAACAGCGCCAACAUCGGCGUCUUCCUCAGCAAGCGCAUCAAGGUCAUCUCGAAGCCUUCCAAAAAGAAGCAGUCGCUCAAGAACGCUGACUUGUGUAUAGCGUCUGGAACAAAAGUGGCACUGUUUAACAGACUGCGUUCUCAGACGGUCAGUACACGCUACCUCCAUGUGGAGGGCGGGAACUUUCAUGCCAGCUCACAACAGUGGGGAGCCUUCUAUAUUCACCUCUUGGAUGAUGAGGAAUCCGAGGGAGAGGAAUUCACCGUGCGUGAUGGUUACAUUCACUACGGCCAAACUGUCAAACUUGUCUGCUCUGUCACAGGAAUGGCCCUGCCACGACUGAUCAUCCGGAAGGUGGAUAAGCAGACGGCCUUGUUGGACGCAGACGACCCCGUGUCUCAGCUGCAUAAGUGUGCCUUCUACCUAAAGGAUACUGAGAGGAUGUACCUGUGCCUUUCCCAAGAGAGGAUCAUCCAGUUUCAAGCCACUCCAUGCCCAAAAGAACCAAAUAAAGAGAUGAUCAAUGACGGUGCCUCUUGGACAAUCAUCAGCACGGAUAAAGCAGAAUACACCUUCUAUGAGGGAAUGGGUCCAGUCCACUCAUCCGUCACACCGGUGCCUGUUGUUGAAAGCUUACAGCUGAAUGGUGGAGGAGACGUAGCGAUGCUAGAGCUAACAGGGCAGAACUUUGCUCCAAACCUGCGUGUGUGGUUCGGGGACGUGGAAGCCGAGACUAUGUACAGGUGUGGAGAAAGCAUGCUGUGUGUCGUACCGGACAUCUCGGCGUUCCGUGAGGGUUGGCGGUGGGUGAGACAGCCAGUACAGGUUCCUGUAACACUGGUGCGGAACGACGGCAUCAUCUACUCCACCACCCUGACGUUCACAUACACGCCGGAGCCGGGCCCCAGGCCUCACUGCAGCGCAGCUGGAGCCAUCCUGCGCUCCGCUAACAACACCCCCAACACUGACACACCGAAUUCAGUCACGGCAAACUCCUCCAACGCCACAGCCGCUGUGGUCUCAUAACACACGUGAUAGCACUCGAGAACUUUAAAAAACAAAACAAAACAAAACAAAAAAAACACAAAACAAAAAAAAACUACAGGUACAUUUCAACAAAGUGCUGCAUAUAGAUUUCAAAACUGAACAAUUUAUUGGGCAAUGUAAACACAAAGUCAAGGAGUCCGGAGAGGAAAACCGAACAGGGGGGAAAGCGAAGCGGGAUUGGAGGUUGACGAGAGAGUUGGCGCUUGGUGACGGACAUGGCCGAACCGGCUGAGAACACCCACGCCUGUCGAGAUCCAGAAGACGAGAACAUCUGACCGUAGCAAUGAUGCAUUUAAUCAAGAAGUCUCUACGCCACCUUUUAUUUGAAUUCCAUCUAUCCCCCCACACUUUCCUGGAUUGUGUUUGUGUGAAGGAGUACAACGGCUUAUCACCUGUGGCUCGGUCUGGACUUAUGAGACAAGGGUCACGUUAAAUUUGUAAAUGAAACGUAGUUUUUAUGGACCAAGGUUAUUGCGUAAGCUUUAGUAAAGGUACAUUUUCCUCCAUACAUUUCUUUUUUGUAUCUAAACAUAUAGUAUGCUUUUGUUACCAAAUAGAUUCUGUUCCUACUCUGA